This is a messenger RNA of Mytilus trossulus (common blue mussel), 909 nucleotides long. Its product is annotated as glutathione S-transferase kappa 1-like. The record is from RefSeq and is a predicted model, not a curated record. Gene Ontology annotation, cellular component: mitochondrion; peroxisome. The coding region runs from base 110 to 817 and encodes 235 amino acids. Gene Ontology annotation, molecular function: glutathione transferase activity; glutathione peroxidase activity. Gene Ontology annotation, biological process: glutathione metabolic process. The transcript has 2 exons. Lineage: Eukaryota; Metazoa; Mollusca; Bivalvia; Mytilida; Mytilidae.
AAUCGACAUGCUCAACAGGAUCUGAAAGACAAAUCUAAAUUGCUGAGAAGAUUAACAUUUGGACAUGCAACGUACAACAAAUGUGUGACAUGUAGAUAUAGGUAGGAACAUGUCGUCUCCGCUCAAAAAGAGUGUCGAACUUUUCUAUGACGUGGUAUCGCCAUAUUCUUGGGUAGCUUUUGAAGUACUUGUUCGAUACAAAACAAUUUGGACUAACAUAGAUUUAAAACUAAAACCUGUAUUUCUCGGAGGUCUAAUUCAUGAAUCGGGAAAUAGAUCACCGGUAUAUGUAGUGAAUAAGGGUAAAUAUAAUUUUAGAAAGGAUAUCCCACGAUUAGCGAGGUAUUACCAGAUCCCAAUCAGAAUACCCAAGAAUCCCUCUAUUGUCAUGUUUGAGAAGACUUCUCUGACCGCAAUGAGAUUUCUAACAGCUAUUAACACUGAGCAUCCAGAAUACACAGAAAAACUUUCUAGAGAACUAUGGGUGAGGGCUUGGAGUCGUGAUGAAGGUAUUUUUGACAAAAAUGAUCUGAUGACAGCCGCUAAAAUGGCCGGCAUUGAUGAGGUGAUAUCAGAAAGGGCCCUUGACAAAGUUACAGAUGACGGUAUCAAAAAGACGCUUAGAGCAGUGACAAAUGACGCUUUGAAUCAUGGUGCAUUUGGUGUUCCGACUAUAGUGGUAUACAUUAACAAUAAACCGGAAAUAGUAUUCGGCUCUGGCCGAUUUCCAAUACUUGCAACGUUACUAGAAGAAGAAUGGAAAGGACCACAGAACCACAUGUCAUUUUUUAAACCAGAUGAAAAUUUAAAUGUGUAGCAUUUAACUAACACUUUUGUUGAUCUAUCCACAAACUAAUUGACACAAUAACUUUUAAACUUGCAGAUAAGUUAGAUACUCUUUAUCUAAAA